Plasmopara halstedii is the source of this 153-nucleotide messenger RNA. RefSeq lists its product as uncharacterized. The transcript is spliced from 2 exons. NCBI's taxonomy places the organism in Eukaryota, Oomycota, Peronosporomycetes, Peronosporales, Peronosporaceae. The coding region runs from base 1 to 153 and encodes 50 amino acids. The record is from RefSeq and is a predicted model, not a curated record.
AUGCGCUUGGCUAAUCUCUUUGUUGGGGGUUCAUCACCAUGGCACGCUCAACAUCUUUAUUGUCGAGCAAAUCGAUCACAAAGAGAGAUCGAGAAUAUAAAUGGAACACACAUGACAGGAUCACGAUGUGCUGAAAUGCAGCUGGUUGGAUAG